Messenger RNA from Tachysurus fulvidraco (yellow catfish), 923 nucleotides. It is a transcript of the gene id3, whose product is annotated as inhibitor of DNA binding 3. Bases 104 to 454 code for a protein of 116 amino acids. The record is from RefSeq and is a predicted model, not a curated record. Gene Ontology annotation, biological process: circadian regulation of gene expression; negative regulation of transcription by RNA polymerase II; cell differentiation. Gene Ontology annotation, cellular component: cytoplasm; nucleus. The transcript has 3 exons. Gene Ontology annotation, molecular function: protein dimerization activity; transcription regulator activity. NCBI's taxonomy places the organism in Eukaryota, Metazoa, Chordata, Actinopteri, Siluriformes, Bagridae.
ACCGUGGAACGGGUGACAGCUGUAUAGGAGGUUUGAGCUGAGCUGUUAGUCUGGAUAUCGCCGUCGCUUUGGAUUUUUCUUUUGUAAAAGAAGAAACGUAGAAAUGAAGGCAAUUAGUCCUGUUCGCUCGUUGAGAAGCUGCUACGAGGCUGUGUGUUGUAUUUCGGAUCAGAGUUUGUCCAUUAGCCGGAGCCGGAGUCCAAGCGAGGAGCAGGUCGGCACUCUGAACGACAUGAACGACUGUUACUCCCGUCUGAAGGAGCUGGUUCCGAGCAUCCCACCGAAUAAAUCCGUCAGCCAGAUCGAGAUCCUACAGCAUGUCAUUGACUACAUUUUCGAUCUCCAGAUAGCGCUGGAAAGCCCUACAGGCGCUCCGGACAUGCUGAUGGCACUCAAGAGCUCAGAGAUCAAGCACAGUCUGUCCAAAGAAAGUGAUGGAGCUCUGUGCCAUUAGAAGAGAGCGCGCGCAUCAAGCUGUUUCUUCCAUUGGUGCAGGACAGAAACUUCUCCACUCAUGGACAAGAGAGAAAGGGAGUGAAGGGGCUGAACACACACACACACACACACACACACACACACACACACACACACACACACACACAAGGAGUGCAGCUAUUCAGAGUGUGGGAAAAGAACCUGCACUCCACUCGAACCAUGCAGUCUUUGGUCACUGGACACUUGAACACACCAAAGCUGAAGAUUUCUGAAGUUUGGAUGGAAAGCUCUCUUAUAAAGUGUUUUUUUUUUUUUUUUUUUAAUACAAUCAUUUUUCUUUUUGUGAUGCUACAAUCAGGCAUUAUGUAUUGCUGACUGGUUACAUUCCAAGCUAUUGGACGACACACACUUUACAUUCCCUCUCUCUCUCUCUCUCUCUCUCUCUCUCUCUCUCUCUCUCUCUCUCUCUCUCUCUCUCUCUCUCUCUC